AUGAUGGAAGUCAAAACAGUGGAUAUACUCAUUAUCGGUGCUGGACCAGCUGGGCUGGCCUUAGCCAACUGGUUCCGAAACUCCAGCAUCAAUGUCCUGCUGGUUGACAAGAAACCCGGGCCUACACGGCGAGGGAAAGCUGAAGGGCUGAAGUCAACGACAAACGAGAUCUUUGACUCGUACGGUAUCGGGCCUCAAAUUGCAACAGAAUCAUGGAGACUAGAAGAAAUAGCCAUCUGGGGCCAAAAGAAGGAUGGCAAAAGCGGGAUCGAGAGGGAGCAGCUGAUACAGGAUAAGGUGGAGGAGUUGGGCAAGGUGCGGGAGACCAUGUUGCAGCAAUCGAGAGUCGAAUACCACAUGCAGCAAAACCUGCUAAGCCACAGGAACAUUACGAUCCAGUACAACACCCAGCCUGUCGACGUCAAUGUCGAUGAGUCCUUGCUGCAUGAGGAUGAAGUUUAUCCCGUUGAAGUGCUCUUGGUCAAGACCCAGGUGCACCCAGAAGCGUCCUCGAAUAUUCUCGAGAACUCAACACCAUAUACCGCAGAUGGUGCUGCCAAAGAGGUGGAAGAACGAAUCCGAGCCAGAUACAUUGUAGGCUGUGACGGAGCUCACAGUUGGCUUCGAAAGCAACUUCAAGUCCAACUCGAAGGCGACCUAACAGACUCUGUUUUCGGCGUCGUCGACCUAAUCCCCAAAUCCAACUUCCCCGACCUUCGCCGUGUCUGCUACCUCCGCGCCUCCACGGGUACCAUCCUCCUCGUCCCGCGGAGCAACAAGGAAGUCCGGCUGUACAUCCCCGUCGAGAGCGGCAGUUCACUUUCAGACCCCAAAGAGCUCACUUUCGACCGCAUCAUCGAUGCCGCACGCAAAAUCAUGUCCCCUUACACUCUGGAAGUCGGCGCAGUCUCGUGGUGGUCGGCCUACCGCGUUGGCCAGCGCGUCGGCAGUCAUUUUUCAAGACACAAUGAAAGGGCGUUCCUGGUAGGAGACGCGGUGCAUACGCACUCGCCCAAGGCCGGACAGGGGAUGAACACGAGUAUCCAGGAUGCGUAUAAUUUGGGGUGGAAGCUGAGGUUGGUUCUGCAGCCUCACCACAAACUCGACUCGGACGCGUCGAGGAGGCUGUUAGCGACGUACGAAUCCGAGCGCAGACCCGUAGCCCAAGACCUCAUCUCCUUUGACCGUGGUUACCUCAAGCUCUUCGCUGCUCCCUCAUCCCAAUUCGACACCGAGUUCUUGCAGGCAAUCAAAUUCACCACCGGCCUGUCCAUCCGCUACCCGCCCUCAUGCGCGGUGCAGCUCCCAAAGGUUGUGCAAACAGCUGAAAAGCUGGGUCCAAGUCUUCUCAAAGCUGAUCUAGUGCCCGGAAAGCGCUUGCCGGAUUUUCAAGCGGUUUACCAAGCGGAUGGGAUCACGACUUGGAUUCAUAAACGGCUACAGGCCACGGGUUGCUUUCGGGUGAUUGUCUUUGCUGGAGACCUUGCUGCUCACCAACACUUGUCGACGAAUGUGCAGAAGCUGGGGGAGUACCUCGCAGACCCAGAGAAUGGAUUAGGACAAUUGACAGCAGGCGGAGAGGCGGCGCCGGUGGAGGUGCUCAUGGUGCAUAGUGCUAAUCGUGAAAAGGUUGAACUGCUCGAAUUGCCAGAAGUCUUUAGACCUUGGAGCGAUAAUGACGGAUAUGAUUACUGGCGGGUGUUGGCGGACGCUGAGAGUGUGCAUGAAGGACAUGGGAGGGUGUAUGAGCGGCUGGAGACUGAUCCGGAGAAGGGGAGGACGUUGGUGGUGAGGCCGGAUGGGUAUAUUGGUGCGGUGCUUGAUGUGGAUGACUUUGAAGGGGUUGGGAAGUACUUCAACGAGCUGGGUAUGCUGUCAAAAUAA
Messenger RNA from Neurospora hispaniola, 1884 nucleotides. Its product is annotated as FAD binding domain-containing protein. Gene Ontology annotation, molecular function: oxidoreductase activity; FAD binding. The transcript is spliced from 4 exons. Lineage: Eukaryota; Fungi; Ascomycota; Sordariomycetes; Sordariales; Sordariaceae. Bases 1 to 1884 code for a protein of 627 amino acids. The record is from RefSeq and is a predicted model, not a curated record.